AUGUCCAUCGAGGACACUUCUCUGUCCGGGGCAUCAAGCUCUCACGCCGUCUCGUCGGACGACUUGAUGCCCAUGCAGAUCCCGGGCUUGAACGACGCCCUGUCCUGGCACACGCCUCCCUUUACGCUCGACGUGGACGUCUCCAACUCCAACAUUGCCGACGCAAAACACGCCGGCUCCGACCGCCUCAGGUCCGUGGCCUUUUUUGAGAGUUCCGUCAUGGACCCGGUGCUGCGGUCCGACGACGGCCCCCUGGACAUGAGCGAGCCGCCCCCCAGCUCGCUGAGGAGCGAGGCCGACUCGUGUCGCACGCUGCAGCUCGUGGCUCUCGUGAAGCACGUCUUUGCCGGCUCGUCCAAGUGUCGUGCUCGCAGGACGCCGAGUCGGAGCGGGUGCCCCCCCCCCCCGCCGGCGUACCCUCCCUGA
This is a messenger RNA of Metarhizium album ARSEF 1941, 426 nucleotides long. RefSeq lists its product as uncharacterized. Lineage: Eukaryota; Fungi; Ascomycota; Sordariomycetes; Hypocreales; Clavicipitaceae. The coding region runs from base 1 to 426 and encodes 141 amino acids. The record is from RefSeq and is a predicted model, not a curated record. The transcript has a single exon.